GAAAAUAUGAAUGCAACAAAAGAUGAUUAUUAUGGAACUACUUUUUUAACUAAAAUGGAUGAUAUAGUUCGUGAUCGUGUACAAUAUCUUCUAAUGAAUAGUUGGGAUGUGAGUAAAAACAAAAUUAAUAGAAAAAUUAUCAAAUCUAAAUCAUUGGCCAUUGAAUGGAUCAUUCGUGUAUUUCAACAAUGUUUACAUAUGCCAAAACCGAAAAAUUUCUAUAAAUCAUUUCAUGAACUGUGGAAUAAACUGCCAAUAUCAUCGAAAUUAUUAUGGCCAUUAGAAUCCAAUAGUAGUGAUCAUAUGAUUGACAUGAAUUGGUUAGAUUUUUAUGCCUAUUAUUCAGAUCAUUUUGGUUAUGAACCAUUAUUUAAAAUUCGUUUUUUUCUACAAACAAAACUUCAAAUCAAGAUUGAUUUUCAUUCUUCAUUACAUCAAACAGUUCAACAACAUUAUACAAAACAAAUGACAAAUUAUUUAUAUGAAUUGUCCAGAAAUUACAAUAUUUCAAGGAUGAGUAAAGAAAAUUAUAAAAAAAUUGUCGAUAAUGUUAUUGAUUUUGAGAAAAAAAUUACAAAUAUUGUAUCGAAUACACCGCCAAUCAUAGUGAAUUAUAGUUUACCUUCAUUUGAAAGAUUUACGGAAAUAAAAUUGAGUAAUUAUUUUCAUAUACUUUUCACAAUCAUCAACAAACCUAAAAUCAAUCAAUCAUCAUGGAAAUCGGAAAAUUCAACUAAUUUUAUCACUAAUAAUGAUUUUUUGGUUAUUCACAAAUUGGAAGCUUUUGUUUAUGUUAUGGAUGUCAUAAGAAAAACACCAAAACAUGUUGUUUUCAAUUAUUUUUGGCUAAAAGCAUUAUCAUAUUGGUGGACUGAAAAUCAACCAAAUAAACCGGAAAAUUGUUUCCAAAUAUUCUAUUCAAAUGAAUUUCCAUUAACAUUUGCAAUAACACGUUUAUAUAUUGAUCGUUGGUUUAAACCUGGCUCAAAACUUAAAGCUAUUCAUAUGGUAAAUCAAUUGAAACAAUCGGCCAUUCAAUCAAUGAAAAUGAAUACAUUUCUGGAUGAUGAGACACGUGAACAAGCUGUUCAAAAACUUCGAAACAUUAUUGAUAAUAUUGCCUUUCCCGAAUGGCUUAUUAUUGAUGACCAUUUAGAUGAAUUCUAUGGUGUUCAGGGUAGCUCAAUCGAUUCAUUGAUUGCCAAUCAUUAUUGCCAAUCAUAUGUUCAAAUGUUAAGAUUGGAUAAAUAUCGUAUGUUGAAAUUUUUAAAUAAUGAUGAAUUUGAUUUUCCAGAAAUUCAUACUUUAUCCUUACAGGUUAAUGCUUUUUAUAGUCCUGUGAAAAACAAAAUUGAAAUCAAAGCAACAUUAUUGAUGUUACCAUUGUUUGAUGUUGAAUUACCAUUCUAUAUAAAUUACGGUAAACUUGGUUCCAUAAUUGGACAUGAAAUUACACAUGGAUUUGAUGAAAAAAAUAUGAAAUAUGAUAAAAAUGGCAAUUUAAAACAUUGGUGGACGGAAAAAUCAUUUCAAAAUUUUAAAGAACGAUCACAAUGUUUUGUUGAACAAUAUCAAAAUUAUAGUCGACAAUCAUAUGGUAUUCAAAUAAAUACUUCAUCAUUGAAUGAAGAUAUUGCUGAUAAUGGUGGUGUACGUUUUGCAUAUAAGGCCUAUCGAACCGAAUUGAAGCGGAUUGAAAAUCUAGAAAGACGGCCACAAUUAUUGCCACGAUUAGUAGCGAAAAAGAUUACAAUCGAACAAUUAUUUUUUCUAUCAUUAGCACAGGUGUUACUCGUCUAAAAUAUAGAUCGAAUGUGCUGUAUUAACACCAGCUCAAUUACUUAAUAGAAUAAAAUUCGAUCCACAUUCACCACC
Molecule: messenger RNA, 1875 nt
Organism: Dermatophagoides farinae (American house dust mite)
Lineage: Eukaryota; Metazoa; Arthropoda; Arachnida; Sarcoptiformes; Pyroglyphidae
Product: neprilysin-1
Biological process (GO): protein processing
Cellular component (GO): plasma membrane
Molecular function (GO): metalloendopeptidase activity
Source: RefSeq, a predicted model, not a curated record